AUGGCUACAAACGAUAGUACCCCGGAGCCGGAAAACAUAGCCCAACCAGAACCAACACCACAGGAGAUUAUCAUACCACCAUUUGCUUUGCUUUUUGCAGCUUUCCUAGGUAUCCUAUCCUUGUGGCUGUGCACGCAUUACUGCCGGAAGUACCGUCAUGGUCUGCGUUCUGUACUAGUCCAGCCAAUAAAAAAACCGGGAAUCGCAUUUGUAAAUACUAACACCUUAAAAACGCUACUGAACUUCAAAGGAAGCCGACAUCAAGAAUCCCCAACAUCUAUCCAAAACAGCAGUUCGUUUCUAUCUGACAGAGACUUGGGGGUAUUAAAGGAUUUCAUGUGUUUCCAGAAUUCUGCAAACGAGCUAUUUUGGAUCUGUUUUCCGUCGGCGCUAAUCCUUUGUUUUUGUCCACUAACAUUGCUACUUUACAGCCCAAUGGUUAAAGCCCUUUGGCCGUCCGACACUUAUGAUGUGACGCCAAAUAUCAACGAAGCAAUCGCCUGCUUCCUGGUCCCUUCGGGAAUGGUAUAUGCUGUUUCGUUCGGAUUCGCUUUCCAACAAGUCCUAGGCAAGCAAACAGAUGUCAUGAAAAGCAUUACACACGAUAUCAGACAAAUGAACCAGCUCAUCUCAAUGACAAAAAGUUUGCGGUGGAUAACAGAGAAAACCCGGAUCAAGAUGUACAGGGCCCUGAAAACAGAAGUUCUUACCAUGAUGCAGUUGUUCAUGCAGGUCGACACAGCCGGGAAAGAGAAGCAGGAACAUGAAGCGGACAUUUGGUGCAUUAUCGAUCAUUUACGAGAAAUUAAAACGCCUCAGGACAGAGAUAUUAUGGACGACGCCAUUUGUAGCCGAUUUGUGAAAUACAUCGGCUGUUUAGGCAAUACAAAUAAAGAAAUUUUGCAAUCGAGAAUGCAUUUCCUAGAGUGGGCACUGUUGGAGACACUCGGAUACUUUACAUUUCUGGGGAUCCUGAUGGUUCAGGCGCAAUCUUAUCAACUGGAACUGACCAUGUGUAUCAUUACCGUUCUCUCAAUCACCAUGUUGUGCUACAUAAUUGCCGAUCUGGACAAUCCAUUCAAUGGAUUUUUCCGGAUUGAUCUCGCUAAUGUCGAAACGCUAAUUCAGCGGUUGGAACGGAUGUACAUUAUGGCAAUUAGUGAGGAUCGUAUGAAAGAGGAAGUUAAUCAAAUUUCAGAUAAUGUAGUAAAAUCAAAAAAGAGGUUACCCGAACCUAUCGGGUGCGUUUAAACUUUCAUUCUUCAACUUCCUGAAAUCCUAUCAUGUAUUGUCACUAAAAUCUCACUGUCACUUAAUUAAAGGUAAUUGUCUUCAUCCUGAUAUUACAGUGUAAAGUAAAUUACUGUUAACUCUGGUAAUUUAAGAUAUGUCAGUACUCUGAUGAAUAAACUAAUAUUUUUGAA
This is a messenger RNA of Pecten maximus, 1424 nucleotides long. RefSeq lists its product as uncharacterized. The coding region runs from base 1 to 1251 and encodes 416 amino acids. The record is from RefSeq and is a predicted model, not a curated record. Lineage: Eukaryota; Metazoa; Mollusca; Bivalvia; Pectinida; Pectinidae. The transcript is spliced from 4 exons.